GUUUGCUGCCUAGGGAUGAUAAUGAUGUCAUUAAUCUGGAUGCAGUAUGCAAGCGGAAAAUCUAGUUUGAGGAGAAUAAUAACUUGAAUUAGAAACAUGUUGCAUUAAAAGCACUUGCCAACAUUAUUCAGUAGGAAGUUGGAAAGUUAAAGAGGAGCUUCAGACAGCUGGGCUGGAGAUGUAGAUUUAAAAUUCUUUAAUAGAGAAGUGAGACAAGGCUUAAGGAUAGAACCUUGCAAGUGGCAAAACUUAAAAGCUAGUGACAGCUGGGCCACUUAAGGCCAGAACUCUGAGCUGAGCGGUGGAGGCCCCCUUGGAUCCGGAGAGAAGAGGCCGCCUUGGAACCAGCAAUGAGCCAUCCUGACUGCAGGCUGAACCUCCGGCCCUUGGGAACCCCUAGAGGUGUGUCCUCUGCGGUUGGCUCACAUGGUGUUGGUGCUUCACCAGGUGACAAGAAGUCAAAGAACAAGCCCACACGAGGGAAGAAAAAGAGCAUAUUCGAAACCUACAUGUCCAAGGAGAAUGUUUCAGAAGGUUUGAAGAGAGGAACGCUUAUCCAGGGCGUAUUGAGAAUUAAUCCAAAGAAGUUUCAUGAAGCCUUCAUUCCUUCCCCGGAUGGUGAUCGAGACAUUUUUAUUGAUGGGGUUGUUGCUCGUAAUAGAUCCUUGAAUGGAGAUCUAGUGGUUGUGAAGCUGCUUCCAGAGGAACAGUGGAAGGUAAUUAAGCCAGAGAGCAACGACAAAGAAACAGAAGGUGCCUAUGAAUUAUAUCUCCCCGAAGAGCUCUGUGGAAGCCAUCUCCCACAACAGUCCCCGAAAGGCUAUAAUGAGAGUCCUGAUGUCAUUAUAGAGGCUCAGUUUGAUGACAGCGACUUAGAAGAUGGACAUGGCAACACACAGAAUGUUCUGGUUGAUGAUAUUAAGAAACUCUCAGUCUGUGUUCAUGAAAGAGGAAAAGUGGAUGCUGAUGCACCAGUUAAAAAAGAUGAGAGCACCUGCGUGUCUCAGGACACAAGAGCAUCACCGGAGAAGUUGCUGCAAAGAUCAGCAAAGGUGGUUUACAUCUUGGAGAAAAAACAUUCCCGAGCAGCAACUGGCUUUCUCAAACUCUUGACUGAUAAGAACAGUGAACUGUUUAGGAAAUAUGCCCUGUUUUCUCCCUCGGACCACCGAGUGCCUAGAAUUUAUGUGCCUCUCAAGGACUGUCCCCAGGACUUUGUGACCCGGCCUAAAGAUUAUGCCAACACGCUGUUCAUCUGCCGCAUCGUGGACUGGAAGGAAGACAGCAAUUUUGCACUGGGGCAGCUGGCUAAGAGUCUUGGGCAGGCUGGUGAAAUCGAGCCUGAAACAGAAGGAAUACUAACAGAGUAUGGUGUGGAUUUCUCAGAUUUCUCUUCAGAGGUUCUAAAAUGUCUCCCUCAAGGCCUGCCCUGGGCCAUUCCACCAGAGGAAUUCAGAAAGAGACGAGAUUUAAGGAAAGACUGUGUCUUCACCAUUGACCCAUCAACUGCCCGUGACCUUGAUGAUGCCCUCUCCUGCAAGCCACUCGCUGAUGGUAACUUUGAAGUGGGAGUUCACAUCGCCGACGUCAGUUACUUUAUUCCUGAGGGGUCUGAUUUGGAUGACGUGGCUGCUGAGAGAGCUACAAGUGUCUACCUGGUUCAGAAGGUAGUCCCCAUGCUUCCCAGGCUGCUGUGUGAGGAGUUAUGCAGUCUCAAUCCCAUGACAGACAAGCUGACUUUCUCUGUGAUCUGGACGCUGACUCCAGAGGGCAAGAUCCUUAGUGAAUGGUUUGGCCAGACCAUCAUCUGCUCCUGCACCAAACUGAGCUAUGAGCAUGCGCAGAGCAUGAUCGAAAGCCCAGCCAAGAAAAUCCCUGAGGAGCAGCUACCGCCCAUCUCCCCGGGGCACAGCGGGGAGGAGAUCCAGCAGGCGGUCCUGAGUCUCCACGGAAUCGCGCAGGCGUUACGCAGGCAGCGCUUUGUGGACGGCGCCCUGCGCUUGGAUCAGCUAAAGCUUGCUUUCACUCUGGACCAUGAGACUGGAUUGCCUCAAGGGUGUCACAUCUACGAGUACCGUGACAGCAACAAGCUCGUGGAGGAGUUCAUGCUCUUGGCCAACAUGGCAGUGGCCCACAAGAUCCACCGUGCGUUCCCCGCACGAGCCCUGCUGCGCCGGCACCCCCCACCCCAGACCAAGAUGCUAAGCGACCUGGUGGAAUUCUGUGACCAGAUGGGACUGCCCAUGGACUUCAGCUCCGCUGGGGCCCUCAAUAAAAGUCUGACCAAAACAUUUGGAGAUGACAAGUACUCACUGGCCCGGAAGGAGGUACUCACCAACAUGUGCUCCCGGCCCAUGCAGAUGGCGUUGUACUUCUGCUCGGGGGUGCUGCAGGACCAGGCACAGUUCCGGCACUAUGCCCUCAACGUGCCACUCUACACACACUUCACCUCACCCAUCCGCCGCUUUGCCGACGUCAUAGUGCACCGGCUCCUGGGCGCUGCGCUUGGCUACAGGGAGCUGCCAGACCUGGAGCCCGAUGCCCUGCAAAAGCUGGCCGACCACUGCAACGACCGCCGCAUGGCGUCCAAACGUGUGCAGGAGCUCAGUACAGGCCUCUUCUUUGCCAUCCUGGUCAAGGAGAGUGGCCCCCUGGAGUCGGAAGCCAUGGUGCUGGGCGUCCUGAACCAAGCCUUUGAUGUUCUGGUGCUACGCUAUGGGGUGCAGAAGCGCAUCUACUGUAACGCACUGCCCCUGCGGUCCCACCACUUCCAGAAGGUGGGCAAGAGGCCGGAGCUCACGCUCGUCUGGGAACCUGAAGACCUGGAGCAGGAGCCGGUGCGGCAGGUGGUCAGCAUCUUCAGCCUGGUGGAGGUGGUGCUGCAGGCGGAGGCCACGGCCCUCAAGUACAGCGCCAUCUUGAAGCGGCCAGGCACUGAGGCUCUCCUGGGCCCACAGUACGAGGAGUGUGACAACGACAGCGAGCGAGAGGACUGACCUCCAUCCAUCCCGCCGCCCCCGCCCAUGCCCCUGCCCCACCUGCCGGCUUUUAGGAAUGGGACCUUUGACACCAAAGGGGAUUUUUAAUUUGUUUUUUAACAACUCAGGGUUUUGUUUUUAUUUUUUUCAUUCUAUUUUAUUUUUGCAACUCAGUUUUUAAAUGAACUGGAGGGGAGAGGGUGGGGCUGAUGCCCGGCCAGUGCUUAUCCAAGCGGAGCAGGACCCGGUCCUCCUGGCCGGCCGGCCGCCCUCUGCCAGACCAUCCACUGCCUUCCCUGCCCAUUUAAAGCCCAGGAAACCGGGGGUUUUCAGCAAAUCAGUGUCAUGGAAUAAAAUCGAGUGUGAAGUGCCA
Molecule: messenger RNA, 3351 nt
Organism: Manis pentadactyla (Chinese pangolin)
Lineage: Eukaryota; Metazoa; Chordata; Mammalia; Pholidota; Manidae
Gene: DIS3L2
Product: DIS3 like 3'-5' exoribonuclease 2
Exons: 21
Coding region: 351-2996 (881 amino acids)
Biological process (GO): miRNA catabolic process
Cellular component (GO): exosome (RNase complex); P-body
Molecular function (GO): 3'-5'-RNA exonuclease activity; RNA binding
Source: RefSeq, a predicted model, not a curated record